CAAUAACAUAGAUUAUAGAUGCAAAACUUAACUUGUAACACGUUUAUGAGGAGAUUUAUGUGUGAAGUAAAAUAAAAAUCAUAUAUAUAUCUGCCUAAUUGUAUAAUAAUUGUAAUAGUUUAUGAUGGUAGAUGAAUCAACGAAGAAAACAUUAAGUAAUAUUCCAUUGUUACAAACAAAAGCAGGCCCUAGAGAUAAAGAAUUAUGGGUGCAGAGAUUGAAAGAAGAGUACCAAGCUUUAAUUCAAUAUGUAAAAAAUAAUAAAGAAUCUGACAAUGAUUGGUUUCGUCUGGAAUCAAAUAAGGAAGGUACAAGAUGGUUUGGAAAAUGUUGGUACAUACAUAAUUUAUUAAAAUAUGAAUUUGAAAUUGAAUUUGAUAUACCUGUUACAUAUCCUAUAACAUCACCUGAAAUUGCUUUACCAGAACUAGAUGGUAAAACAGCAAAAAUGUAUAGAGGUGGAAAGAUUUGUUUAACAGAUCAUUUUAAACCUUUAUGGGCACGUAAUAUACCAAAAUUUGGUAUUGCACAUGCUAUGGCACUUGGUCUUGGACCAUGGUUAGCAGUUGAAAUUCCUGAUCUUAUAGAAAAAGGUGCUAUAACUCAUAAAGAUAAAAUUGAUGAACAUAAAUUAUAAAAAAAAGAAAAAUUAUAUAAUAUAAAUGAAAAUUAUUUGUUAAUAAUUUUGUUAAUUAAUGUAAAUUACUUUUUAAUUUGUUUUAAUAAAUUGU
This is a messenger RNA of Apis laboriosa (Himalayan honeybee), 731 nucleotides long. It is a transcript of the gene Ufc1, whose product is annotated as ubiquitin-fold modifier-conjugating enzyme 1. NCBI's taxonomy places the organism in Eukaryota, Metazoa, Arthropoda, Insecta, Hymenoptera, Apidae. The transcript has 4 exons. Bases 122 to 637 code for a protein of 171 amino acids. Gene Ontology annotation, cellular component: cytoplasm. Gene Ontology annotation, biological process: protein K69-linked ufmylation. The record is from RefSeq and is a predicted model, not a curated record. Gene Ontology annotation, molecular function: UFM1 conjugating enzyme activity.